Messenger RNA from Zophobas morio, 1172 nucleotides. Its product is annotated as required for meiotic nuclear division protein 1 homolog. The record is from RefSeq and is a predicted model, not a curated record. Gene Ontology annotation, biological process: positive regulation of mitochondrial translation. Lineage: Eukaryota; Metazoa; Arthropoda; Insecta; Coleoptera; Tenebrionidae. Bases 8 to 1132 code for a protein of 374 amino acids. The transcript is spliced from 2 exons.
UUCGAAAAUGACAACUUUUUUCGCACUAAUCGGUGUUCGUUUGUUACACUCGUGCAAACUAACACCCGUAAACACCCUCCGCGGGUGCCACCACGCCGCCUUCACCACCCCCCUCGUUUCUAAAAUCGUGCGUGUGUCACUCAAACCUAACCUCACUUUCACCCCCUUUUCCACCAAUUCACACGCCAUUCAAGACAAUAUUUCCGCGCUCCAUUUGAAAAAGCGGCUCAUUCGGAAGAAGAAGAUCCUCGACGACGAGCUGGUGCGCCCCCCUGGACUCUACGACGUCGUGGCGUUCGCCACCGCCGAAGAAUACGAUCUCGAAAGGUUAAUAAAAGGACUCAAAGAAAACGAUUUGUAUGAACCUAAAGUUAUUAAAAAUACUUCAGAUGUGGUGCACGCUGUUGCCAAAAUCCAGGUGGAUGAAGAGCCCCGGGAGAUUUUUUUCUUCCGGGAGGGGAGUGUGGUGUUGUGGAACGUGACGGAGCUGGAGAGCAGUAACGUGUUGAAUUUUUUGCGGAAGUAUGAGUUUGAUAGUUAUUCGGAGAGUAUGGUGCAAGAGGAGAGUGAGAAGAUGAAUUAUAUGCAUCAGUUGGAGAAUUUGCCGAGCGGUUUGGCUAAGGAUGGGGAUUUGUUGGUUGCGACGGGGGAUGGGGGCGAGAUGACUUUGGAUAAGUACACGUUCUCGAAUGGGAUGUCGUUGUCGGUCAAACUGGCGAUAUGGGAGGCGUCGCUUGAGAAGUAUAUUGAUACGAUUGAAUUCGUGACAGAGGAUUUGAAAAAAGGGAAUAAAAUAAGAAUGACGAGGGAGGAGGUUUUGAGGAAACACGGCGAGUUGUUUGCGCUGAGGCACUUGAUUAAUCUGGGCUCGGAUUUGCUCGACACGCCUGAUUUUUAUUGGGAGAAUGAACAACUAGAGUCUCUGUAUAUACAAGUGUGCAAUUAUUUUGCAAUAGCAAAGAGAACAAGGGUUAUGAACGAAAAAAUCAACCACUGUGUGGAACUCAUCGAGCUUUUAUCAACGCAUUUAAGUGACAAACACCACAUUCGCUUAGAGUGGAUGAUCAUAGUAUUAAUUAUGGUAGAAGUAGCUUUUGAAACUAUACACUAUAUUGACAGAUACAUGAAUUAAGAUAUUUUUAUACUUAAGCAAAUACAUACAUAUUAUCACA